GUCUGUAGAGGAUGGGCCUUCAGAUUCCUUGGCUGCUGGUGUGCGUGAGCAGCGUCCCUGCCUUUAUGAUCUAUACAAAGUGCAAGCGAAUGGAUGCGCGCGAGAUGCACGAGAUCCAAAUGCGCAUCAAGUACCACUCCGAGUACUGGAAGCGUGGCAAUGCGUUUGUGCGGGAGUUUCAAGGCAACGUUGCCGCGCAGCUCGCCAGCACGGCCGACCCGCUCACCGGGCGGGACAUCGCCUCCAUUCCCCCAACGGAACUCGCUGCCGCGGAGGGCGUGUCACGGAAUCGCAGAUGGUGGCUUUUCUAG
This is a messenger RNA of Leptomonas pyrrhocoris, 311 nucleotides long. RefSeq lists its product as hypothetical. The record is from RefSeq and is a predicted model, not a curated record. Lineage: Eukaryota; Euglenozoa; Kinetoplastea; Trypanosomatida; Trypanosomatidae. The coding region runs from base 12 to 311 and encodes 99 amino acids. The transcript has a single exon.